Messenger RNA from Oncorhynchus mykiss (rainbow trout), 803 nucleotides. Lineage: Eukaryota; Metazoa; Chordata; Actinopteri; Salmoniformes; Salmonidae. The record is from RefSeq and is a predicted model, not a curated record.
GAGAGUGAGUUCAGGUGUAUCACUCAAUGACUGUCUGUUCUUCUGCUUACCGCUACAGUGUGGAACAUGGUGGAGAGAACACAAUGAAACCUGGGCUUAGAAAAUAUGUCCGUGAUCUUACACUGGACCUAAACACAGUAAACAGACUCCUCUCUCUGUCUGAGGAGAACAGAAAGGUGACAUGUAGGAGAGAGAAACAGCCGUAUCCUGAUCACCCAGAGAGAUUUGAGGACUGUGAGCAGGUGCUGUGUAGAGAGGGUCUGACUGGGCGCUGUUACUGGGAGGUAGAGUGGAGUGGGAGAGGGGCUGAUAUAGGAUUGACAUAUAAAGGAAUCAGCAGGAGAGGAAGGGGUGAUGACUGUUGUCUUGGAUACAAUAACAAAUCCUGGAGUCUGUUCUGCUAUGACAACAGUUACACUGCCUGGCACAAUAAUAAUCUCACUAUAAUAGACGUCCCCUCCUCCAGCUCCCACAGAGUAGGAGUGUAUCUGGACUGGCAAGCCGGCACUCUGUCCUUCUAUAGAGCCUCCUCUGACACACUGACCCACCUGUACACAUUCAUCUCCACAUUCACUGAGCCCCUCUAUCCAGGGUUUAGGGUUCAUUAUGAUGAAGACUCCUCAGUGUCCCUGUAAAUAAUAACCUGACACACACAAACACACACACAUUGGACACACAGAAUAGACACAUACAAACACUGUACACACAAACACAGGACACACACACACACACUGGACACACACACACAGGACACACACGGUGAACACACCGACACACAAACACAGGACACACACACUCACUGG